UCUUCACGUCUCAUUGGCUGUGGAGAGUCUGAACGCCGUUCAAUGCUGGAAACCGAACAAGGGACUAAUCAGACAACACUUAACUCAUUUUUACAAAGACAAACUCACGGAACAUUUUUCUUAAAAUAUGUGCAUUUUCCAGGGAUGCAGUAAAACUGCACAAUGCUGUGUUUUCAAAUGCAUUCAUUAAUAAUGCAUCAAACUGCUUCAGACAGCACCGCACGAGCUAGCGGCUAUGUGCGGGACACCCUUAGUAUCUCAACCAAGGUUUAAGAUUAACACUAGCCAAAAGAAAGUAAAAACCCACGUUGGUGAGUAUUUGAAAAUGUGUACAAUUUUUAUUCUAUGGUAGUUUUAUGGUCAAUGCAUGGUUGCGAGAAAGUAGUGCAGUUGUCAAAUCGCAAAAGCUGCGGUUUAAAUAUAUAAAUAUAUGUAGUCCGACGCGAUGCAUGUUUGCAGCGAGAGUCUUUAAAUCUGUUGUCAGCAAAACACUGCUUCGUGAGGCUUGAAUCAAACUCACCAAGUCACGUGGUUUCAGCAAAUGUUUUCAGUCAUACUGUUUUGUUUUUUUUUUGGUUUCGAAACAUUACAAAAUUUGCUGCUAGAUUAUGAUCUCAUGAAUGAAGGAGAUUCUAAUAGUUGACUUUGGGUCAGUUUUAUGAUGUAGGUUCAUUUAAUCAAUUGUUAUACUUUAUGCGCGUAUAAUGCAAUAAAGGAGAAUGAUAGUUAUUUUAGGGCAGGGUAUGUGAUUUCAGAAAGCAUAAUAUCCCACCCUCCCUGCAUAAUCAGUCUCACAAUCAGCCACACCUUCAAGAGGCUAAGCAGCGACCCGACGAGAGACGGCACUGCUGGAGGGUCACCUCAUGUCUCAUUCACCUGUGACAAGACAUUACAGUAUAAAGCACAUAUAACAAUGCGUAGAGUAUUACAAUAAGAACAUAAUAGCGUAGUGUAACCCACUGAAGACGUAUAACAAAAAAUGUUUUUGAACCCUGCCUUUAACUAGCUAAUUGACCAAGCGUUGCCUAAGAACACACAAAUCAAUAAAACAGAUUUUACAGAAUUUUCACAUUUACCGGUAUUUAAUUAUUUGCUCAACGCACACUUUGCAGUGAGUUUGUAAAAGGUGUGUGAAGUGCAUGGUUGGGCUGCGUUUUCGUUUGCAUUUACACCGUUUGACCAGCAGGUGUCGCCAGUCUAUAGCGUUUCGAGCGCGUCCUGAAAAGCUUCUUGUCUGAGCCAGAGCUUUAGAGCCGCCUGCUUGAGAAGAGACCGCUGCAGUCCAGAGAGAAGUGAGAUUAGUGCAUCACGUGAUUCACACUAAUGUGCUUGUGGAUACAUUGGAUCUCAUUUAAAUUCUGUUGCGUUUAUAUGAAAAUAACUCUGGCAGGACCCAAAGUAGGCUAUUGGUAUUCAUUCAUUGAGAAGCGCGGUUUAAUAAAAUAAGACCACUCUGGAAUGAUUUUAUAUGUGUUGGAACUGGCUUUGAAAAUGACAACUGAAGUAGAGAGAGCUGCGUUUAUUAUCAUUAUGAUAAAAUAUAUUUUAUGGAUGACCUAGAUGAAUGAUCACAUGCCUGAUUUUAUUUGAACUCUGUACUGUACAUUUUCUGUGUUUCACUGAUCUGUCAGUCAGGGUUUGUUCUUGGUUUAUUUUCUAAUGAUAUGUAGGUACUGUAUAGUUUAAUAACAGGCUCGUAUUCGAAACGAUGCUUUUCUAUAUGAAGGAGUUUUGGAAUAUGUAUGGUUUCCCGAAUCACACAGAAACCUGAACUCUCAGUAUUAUAUGGUCAAGACCAGGGCUCGAAUUGCAGGGGAUGCAUCCCCCUUGUUGAAAAAAUAAAUAAAUAAAAUAAAGACCAAAAGCAUCCCCUCUGUAAAACCAGCAUCCCCUUUAGAUGAACAAUGUUGUGUGUGAUGUAAAACUCAUCAUGCAAAAGAAAUGAUCACCUUGUUAUUUCCCCUGUUCUGUUCAAAAAUGUCAUUAGAAACUUUUUUUUUUUUUUUUUUAAGCAAUAAGCUUUAAACCCCAUUUACAUUUAUUUUAGCGCUCUGAGUUCUGCACAUAUAAUAUCUAGGUAGAACGAACCAUCAUUUUGCCAAAAUCUAAACAUAAAAGAUGUGAUAGAUCAUUAGAUACGAAUAAAUCUUUGUUAAUAUUAAAUUUUGUGAGAUCGCAUUUAACUGAGAUGAGUUACAGCUUUUUUAAUGAUUAAGUUUAAACUUGUUAACUUGACAUUUAACAAGUUAAUGUUUAGUGACUUGCAUUUGAGAAACACUGUUGUCCAAACUGUGCUCUAUUUCCUCAACAAAAAGUCACAGCUGGGCAUCUCCAUGCAAACACAACAGUGUUGUGUUGAAUGAAUCUGUGUUUAUGAAUGAAUGAGUCAAUGAUUCAGUCGCCUGUACUUGCUACAUUCCUGAAUGAAUCAGCUGUUUGAACAAAUCAGUUGAAUUAAUGAUUCAGUGACAAAGAUAUUAUUUAAAUAAUUUAAAGCAUUAAUCUCAUAAAAUUGUUAUAAUGAAUUGAAUUGCACCUCCUACACCUUGUUAAACAAUCUGUAAAUAUAUCUAAAUGCUAUUUUGUGUUCUUCUGAGCCACUUCUGUAGUGCCAAGAUGAAUUUUGUUAAUGCUACUGAUUUCAUUUGAUUUGUAACCUAUUCUUCCUGAUUCUAUGUCAUUGAAAAUUUAAAAGCUCAUUCUGUUAGGCCACACAAGGAAAACAAGGUUAUUAAUCAUAUACUUAAUGAUGUAAAAUGGAAGAAAAAAAUGCAUGAGUUGCUUUGAGGGUUGUGUUUAGGGGUGAGGUUAGACUGCUGAUUUACAAAACAUGCAGGAAAAAAACACAAAAUGUAUUCUCUUUCCAGAGAGCAAAAAUGAAGAAUAAACGAAAAAUAAACUGUAAAUUGCACAAUGGUAGUAUUUGUUGUACUGAACUUUUAAAUUACUGUAGGCUACAUAUUUUUUUGUUCUAAUUUCGAGGUGAAAUAUUACCGUUUGCCCUGCAUGUAAAUGUAUGAAUAGAUAGCUGAAAUGUAGGUGUGUGUAUCCAUAAACCAGUCAGCUGAUAGCAUUGUACUCCUGAAGGAAAAGUUUUCCUAUCUGCUCAGGAAGCAACAGACAGCGAGCCAGAGACCACACACCGGAGAGCAGGCCAAACGGGUUUGCAAAACGGUCUGAGUCCAUUUGCACAUCCUCUUAAGCGGUUUCUCGGUCAGUAAAACAGAGGUACACUCAGGAACACAGAGAAGAAGCAGCAGCAGCAGCGCUGGACGAAGUGGAUAUUUCAGCAGCAAACCCCUGAAACAAGAGGCUACUUUUCGAGAGAUGGACGGGUCAGUCGGGCCGAUGCGUGUGUUGGUGACCGGUGGCAGUGGGCUGGUGGGGCGAGCGAUAGAGCGGGUGGUGAAAGAGGAGGGCGGAGGGAGAGAAGGAGAAACAUGGAUAUUCCUGUCAUCCAAAGAGACCAAUCUUGUGAGCGCUGAAGAGACGAGAGCAGCCUUCGAGAGACAUCGUCCGACACACGUCAUUCAUUUAGCCGCCAUGGUGGGAGGACUCUAUAGAAACAUGAGACAGAACCUGGACUUCUGGAGGAAUAAUGUGCACAUCAAUGACAAUGUGCUGCACACGUCUCAGGAGUUCGGGGUGGUGAAGGUCGUUUCCUGCCUGUCUACGUGUGUUUUUCCAGAUAAAACCACCUACCCUAUAGAUGAGACCGUGAUGCACAGCGGUGCCCCGCACGAGUCUAAUUACGGUUAUGCCUACGCCAAACGCAUGAUUGACAUCCACAACAGGGCGUUAUUUCAGCAGUACGGUUUGAAAUACACAGCCGUCAUCCCCACCAACAUGUUCGGACCCCAUGACAACUACAACAUUGAGGACGGUCACGUGAUGCCGGGGUUGAUCCACAAGACGUACCUGGCCAAGAAGGAAGGUACACCUCUGCAGGUCUGGGGCUCGGGUCGCGCUCUGCGGCAGUUCAUCUAUUCUCUGGAUCUGGCUCGUCUGUUUCUGUGGGUUCUGAGGGAGUACGACGAGGUGGAGCCCAUCAUUCUGUCAGUCGGGGAGGAGGAUGAGUUGACUGUAAAGGAUGCUGUGGACGCUGUGGUUGAAGGAUUCGGGUUCGAAGGGGAAGUUAUCUAUGACACUAGUAAAUCAGACGGUCAGAUCAAGAAAACCGCCAAUAACGCCAAACUACGCAAAUACCGGCCAGACUUCAAGUUCACGCCGUUCAAACAAGCCGUCAAGGAGACAUGUGAUUGGUUUGCGGCCAAUUAUGACUCCGCCCGUAAAUAAAGAUCUUCACAUCUGAUUGGCUGUGGAGAGUUUGAACACUGUUCAAUGCUGGAAAACCAAACCAUGACUGAUCAGACACUUCCAACAACCCUUGAUAAUUUUUAGGAAGGAAAAAUCACUGGACGCUGCCACUGAAGAUCAACUUUAAUGUUUUUCUCAAUGUGCAGUCACUAAUUCCAUCUUAAACACCUCUGAUUGGCCACUGGAUUCAAGAUAUCUACAGAUAUAUCUAUGACUGGCUACAUGGCUCAACACUGCAAAAGCAUUGAAGGGGUUGUUUAUAUGUGUGUGAUGUAGGAAACAGCAUCAAAAACAACAUUUUUGAGACUAUCUUUGAGACUACACCUCAGUUUUCAGGAGAAAAUGUUCAGCUGAAAGCUAAAUUUGCACAUGGUUUGUCUUUAAGCAUAUUAAAAGCAUCACACAGACAUGUAAAUGGUUAAAAAUGAGACUUUAAACAUUUUAUUUGUGCUCUGUACUGUGACUGGUGAUGUACAUUUUCUUCUGUUUUUAAUGGUGUUUCAAUCAGGGUAUCUUCUGGGUUUGUUUUCUAAUGACAUGUAGCUACUGUACCUUUUUACAAUAAACUCGUAUUUAAAAUAA
Cyprinus carpio (common carp) is the source of this 4899-nucleotide messenger RNA. RefSeq names its product GDP-L-fucose synthase-like. Lineage: Eukaryota; Metazoa; Chordata; Actinopteri; Cypriniformes; Cyprinidae. Gene Ontology annotation, biological process: nucleotide-sugar biosynthetic process. The record is from RefSeq and is a predicted model, not a curated record. Gene Ontology annotation, molecular function: GDP-L-fucose synthase activity.